Molecule: messenger RNA, 16890 nt
Organism: Bacillus rossius redtenbacheri
Lineage: Eukaryota; Metazoa; Arthropoda; Insecta; Phasmatodea; Bacillidae
Product: probable alpha-glucosidase
Exons: 8
Coding region: 375-2462 (695 amino acids)
Biological process (GO): carbohydrate metabolic process
Source: RefSeq, a predicted model, not a curated record
GUGGUUUCAUUUCAAGAUGGCGACAGGCGGCUAGUUGAAACACAGACGAGCUUUGGUGCAGGUUAUUAUUUGGACGGCAAUAACGGCAAGGGUUUUGUUGAUUAUCGUAAACCUAUAAAAUAAUCCGUCCGCUGUAUUUACUCCACCUUCCGAACAAUACACCGAGUACAGCAUGUUUAUCGACAGAGUCACGCAGGCGUACCGGUGGGUGUGUUUAUUGAUCUGGCCCAGCUGUCCGACGGGUGCUAUAAAUAACACUAGAAUUGGCUUGGCACAGCUGAGAUGAGGCCACGGCAAGAUGAAUGCCCCUUAGUGUUAAACUUAGUGAGUUUUUUUCCCCAACUUUAAAUUGACGGUCUGCUUGCGAGGACGGGAUGAACCUGGCGCCCAGCCCCAGCAUGCUGGCUGCGGGGCUUCCCGGCCCGAUGGGGGCAGACCGGUGCGACGACGAGGAGGUGGCCUCCAUCUGCCCGCUGCUCACGCCCUCUCCCUCCUCGGGCUUCGACCAUCCCCUGGCCAUCAUCAGCCAGGCGGCCGGUGGAAUGUCCUAUGGCCAAAAAAUCAGCCCCACAAGCAUUGACAACAUGGAGAUCCCGACUUUGGCAGCUCUGAGUGGCAACGCUGCUUUGGGAUACGUGGGCUUGACUGCAGCUCGUAGCGAACACUCUCAGGGGAACACUGAAGGAGAGCCCCGGCUGUCGGACGCCGGCAGCAGCGUGGUGGGCUCGUCGUCCUCCAGCAGCUCCGCGCUGCACGAGCCCACGGCCUGCGCACAGCUGCUCGGGGCACGCCACUACCAGCACCUCGCCACGGGCGCCCACGGGGACGCCUUCGCCUGCCAGGAGAACGGUGGCAAGCCGGCGCUGGCGGCGAGGAGGGCCCCCGGCGAAUACUGCUUCCUGGCCUGGAACUGGCCGCUGAUCCGCAAGGCCAGCUUCUGGGGCUGUGUGUCGCUGCUGGUGGCGUGCACUUGCGUGGUGAUCGCGGUGAUGGCCAGCCUGCCCGGCGAGUGCAGCCCGCCUCGCCGCUGGUGGCAGGGCAGCCUGUUCUACGAGAUAUUCCCCGGCUCCUUCCAGGAUUCCAAUGCUGACACAAUAGGUGAUUUCCAAGGAAUAAGAAGUCGGGUUCAGUACCUGAAGUCUCUCGGGGUGCGAGCUGUGAGACUCAACUCGAUCUUCCCUGCUGCCGACCACUACCCCGAGGGUUACGACACCCCACGCACGCUCUCCGGCAUCGAGCGUGCUCUCGGGACGGAGCGCGACUUCGAAGCACUCGUGGGCACGCUGCACCGACACAACAUAUCCGUGGUGCUGGACCUGCCGCUACACCCACACUUCCACCGUCUCCGGGCAGACGACGAGGGAGAACGGGGCAUCGCCGUCUCGUCCAGCGAGAAUGCCACGGACGACGAUAAUUUCACCGGGAGCUCACCCUCGUCACUCCUGAUCCCGCCCCUCGUGCAGGUCCAGGAGCAGGAGUCGGUCGUGAAGACCCUAGAGUACUGGUUGAGGCGAGACGUGGAUGGCUUCUACCUCAAGGGCCUGGAGAACUUCACGGAAGAGCCGGACUUCCCGGCGGAACUGAGGAGGUGGCGGAGGAUCCUGGACGGCUCUGGCCGUGAGAAGAUCCUCAUGUGCAGUGUUCACGUGGUGGACGUCCUGGCGAAGAGCGGUGAUGCGGUCGGCCUCCGCUCGGUCCUCGGCACCAUCGAUCUGGUCGACGUGCUGAUAGAGCUAGCGGCAGGCAACGGCACGGCGCGCGGCGUGAAGCAACAGGUGAAUGAUGUCAUGAGCGGGCCACUGUACUCUGAGCCCGUGCACCCGUGGGUGCAUUGGCGAGUCGGUGGGGAGGGGGUGCAGCGCCUGUCGUCCCGACUGCCGACCGCGAACGGCAGUCUGGCUGCCCUGCUGCUGUUCUCGCUGCUCCCGGGAACCCCGUCUGUCUUCUACGGGGACGAGAUAGGCCUCAUGGACAGCUCUGACCCUGAGGGAGAUCGGAGUGACAUGGGCCACCUGUACCACCUCGCGCCCAUGCACUGGACACAGCCGGGGCCGGACGUGGGCUUCACGCGGCACGGCAUCCUGCCCUGGCUGCCGCGCUCGGAGUCCUGGUCCUACAUCGGGGCGGGCCGGCAGAGCGCACUGCGCGACGUGGCCCGGCUGCGCCAGUCCACUCCCUGCAUCUUCAUGGAUGGCGUGUGGAAGGAGCACCGCAGUGUUCCCAACUACGAGCUCAGGAACGUGGGGCGCGACCUGUUGGUGCUGGAGCGCUGGUACCCGCGCCGCAACAGCUAUGUAGUGGUCGCCAACCUGGGCCCUGCAGUGCGGCAGUGCGAUCUGUCCUCGCGCUACUACGGCGGGGAGGUGGUGGCAGACCUGCAGGGCCGAGUGGGCCGGUACGUCACUUUCAAGUCGCUCCGGCUGUUCCCGGGCGAGGCCGUGGUCGUGAAGCUCGACAAGUAGGAGUGUCUCUCACAACUACUGCCCCAGUGGUUCUCAAACAUUUUUGUCCUACUAAUAAUUGUAGGUGCACCAUAUACAACUUUCUGGGAAAUAUGUUAUUAAUUAAGAGUUUUAUUACAGAAAAAAAUUAUACAUUACAAAAAAUAAACUGAAACACACCGUAAGUUAUUCAGAUUGUUCACAAACAGUAAAGAGUGACCACAGAGCCGUACUGAACUAAAUCACAGUUAUAUCAAAACCUGUAGAGUUAUUCAAAUAACACAUACAGUAAAACCCUGUUGUUAUGACCCCUUUUAUUAUGACCACCUCUCUGUAAUGACCCCUUUUCUAGGAACCAGGAAAAAGUUUUGUUAAUAAAGUCUAAAUUGGAAGGAAGCCUGCAGAACAUUCGUUUGGAACGUGUUGCACAGCAUUUCUCUUGGCGAGCACUGAACUGUACUUAAGACCACCUUGCUGAUCCUGUCCUCCCUCCUACCAGUCUGUGCACCGGCCAGCACCUGUCGGCCAACCACUGUGAUAAUACACUUCCCUCUCAGUUUGCUACUGUUUUCAUAACUUAGAUUUGCACAAUUAUGGAUCUCUCUUGGCUUUGAUUACUGGUUUUUUUUUUUACUCUGAUUCGGUUAUGCUUUAAAAUUAUUUUGUUAACAGUUGUUGACAACCUGCACAUAUUUGAAAUAUAGUAUAAGGCCUUCUGAUUUGUGUAAAAUAAGUAGAAAGAAGGGUUGUGUGGGAUCUCAAAAUUGGGGAAAAGUUCCAGGAUAGCCAAGGUUUUUUCCUGUGGAUAAGAAAAAAAUGUGUUUGUGGAGUCCGUGCAUGCAAAAGUAAAACUUCUUGCUUAUUAUAUUAUUACGUGUUGGAAACUCCCUUUGGCUGAGGGUGCAGAUCAAAAAAAUAUAUGCAAGUAUGUGAGUGUUAAAUUACUUAUGUUAUUGCGCAAGUAUGAGAGUGUGAACUAUGCAAGUAUUCAAGUAAGUGUGCAAGUGUAAAAAUAUGCAAGUAUGCUAGUGUGCAAAUAUGCAAGUGUACAAGUGUACCAGUGUACAAGUGUGCAGAGUGAUUUAUACCCCUCCCCUGCCAUCCCCUCCUCUACAGAUUUGCCCAUCACAUACGUAACUAUUCUCCUCAUGUGAUAGGAAUUUUCAAAAUGCUAUAAAAUGGUAGCUCCCUCAGCAAAGAACUGGUAGAGAGGAGGAGAGUGCGUCAGCAGCGACGCCACUCCAACGCAUGCACUAUUGGGAAGACAACAAGGCAGGGGGGUGAGGUACGUAGUGUAACAUGCUAUAUGCUAGUUGUAACGAUCGGAAGGGGAGAUGGCAGGGGAGAGGUGCAAAUGACGCAGCAGCGAUGCUACGGAAUCUUCGUAAUGCUGCUUGUGCUUGUUUACUCAGUUUUCGUAAAGGCUGACGAUUGAUGCUAACAUAGGUAUUUCUUUUAUUUUAUUUAAAGUAUGUACAAUUUAUUUAUUUAUUUAUGUAGAAAAGAGUUAUUUGUUUAUGCAAUUAACUUAUAAGUAGGGAAGGUGCUCAACCUAGGGACACUAUUUACAAUUUUAUUAAUUUAAUUUUUUUGCUUUUUAAAAACACUCAAUUUGAUAGAACUAUAUAAUAGUAUAACUACACAUUAUGCUGUGUUUUGAUGUUAAAUUGAAUGUGAUAUUAGUAAAGCUUAUAAAUUAAUUUCAUGUUUUUAUAAACAAUGUUUUCUGUCCCUUGGUACAGCACCCUGAUGUACCUAGGGAUAUUGGUGGAUGUACCAAGGGACAUUCUGUUUUAUGUCAACAGUACAAGAACAGUUUUGCAAUUAUUGAGCACAUGCUACAUGUUUUUAAUUUAAAGUGAAUAGGAUUGUAAAUAUACAUAAUUUGACUUCCUAUAAGAUAUUACUCCGUGCACAAAUAAUGGAAAAUCUAUAAGUAUUUUUUUAAAAUUUAAACUUGACUGCAGUAUUUUUACAUAACAUAAUUAGGCUAUAUUUUACCACCAGCUUUAGUCAUUAACAACAUUUUACAUAACAAUAUGAAGAUAAUUCACUUAAACAUUUUCAAAAUUUGUUGAAAAUACUUAGCCUAGCUAUAUCAGAAUACAAUCAAUUUGUAAUUUCACUUCAACCCAAAUUAAAGCUGCUGAAAUUGACAGGAAAUCUUAACUGAGACUUCUUUCUUUUUGACUUUGCUAGUUCUAUUUUUGGUGGAGGUAGUAUACACGCAAUUUCAUCUGGAAGAAUUUCAUAAAUGUCAGCACGUUCAUCGAAAAUAAAACAGUUAUCUGAUUUCAUCAUUUUUUUCAGAUAUGUCACUUCAAAAUGUUUAAGGCUAGCAAUGUCAUCUACCGAGCACACCUUACCCACAAAAAUGCAUUUUUGUCUUUUUGCCUUUGCACAGGACCAAAAUAAAAUCACCUACUUCGACACUAUCCAAUUCUAAUUGUUCUUGUAAGUCAGCUGCUCUGAUUUCCCUUUCGGAAUCAAAAUCAUCAUCAGUAUCUGGAAGUCUCAACUCUUCUGUGUCCUCUUCACUACUUGAUUCAUAGAGCCUUUUUGAUGAAGCAAUUUUAGGUCUAAUUUUAUCUACCUUCUCAGGUUUCUGUUUUUUCUUUUGUUUCUUUUCUAUUUCUAAUUUUUGAGGCGUAUCUGUAAGAAUUCUGGUUUUCCCCUUUCUUCGUCCCUGCAGACCUUGUUUUCGUUGACCGGCCUUUGGAAAAGGACGUAUGGCUUCAGGCGUUACUCGUAACACAGCAUUGUUUGUUGUUCAAUUAGAUGUUGGUGAAGCGGCUGUUUGAAGACUUGUACUUGGGGUGGCUGAAGAAUGGAGUGUCACUAUGGUGACACUACUUGAAGGCAAUGAAGUCUUCAGUGACACUACUUGAAGGCAAUGAAGUCUUCAGUGACACUACUUUAAGGCAAUUAAGUCUUCAGUGACACUACUUGAAGGUAAUGAAGUCUUCAAUGACACUACUUGAAGGCAAUGAAGUCUUCAGUGACACUACUUGAAGGCAAUGAGGUCUUCAGUGACACUACUUGAAGGCAAUGAAGUCUUCAGUGACACUACUUGAAGGCAAUGAAGUCUUCAGUGACACUACUUGAAGGCAAUGAAGUCUUCAGUGACACUACUUGAAGGCAAUGAAGUCUUCAGGUUACACAUUGCGCUAUCUGGUCUGUCAGUGACAUUAGAGGACAGAAAUUCCUCAUCAUCAAAAAUUGCAUUAAUCAGAGGGAUGAUCCCAGUUACCCUGAACCCACUGGUAACAUUUUUAGGAGUAAAUGCUAACUCGUAAGCCUUUCCUGCGAGCUCACCAAUGUCAUAUAUUUUCACUGGCUUUCCUACAUUUCCAGGAGAGUUCAUCCAAUCAUACAUAGCAGUGUUGUAAUGUGUCUUAAAUGGCCCAAAAACAGUCCGGUCAAGAGGUUGCAACUUGUGACUAGAGUGAGGUGGUAUGGUAAGGAGAACAACUCCACAUUCCCUAGCCCUAUCAAUAAGUCUUACAGAAAUGUGAGACUCGUGGUUAUCAAGUAUUAGUAGGUGUUUCAGAGACACGCUUGGCUUAGCAUGAACUAAGAAAUGGUCAAAAUAUUGCAAAAAUAAAUCUUCGUUUGACCAGCCACUUACAUUUGCAGUUCCUGUCAUGAAUAUAGACCAGUGAUGUCAAGAUGGCCGGCCUAUGUAAACACAGUCAAGUAGUCGCUAGUGUUAUUGUAUGCAUAUUGUAGUCAGUAGUCGAAUAAAUUAAUUGCAAACAAUCUCUCCGAAUUGUCAACGUAUUCAUUUGCUAAUGAAUACAUGGUGCCGAAACCCGGGACUGUGUUAUGAAGAGUUAAACGAACAUACAACUAACGUGGACAGUUAAUAAGAAAUCGUCAUGGCCACGGAGUCGGGGGUAAGCUUAAAACCACCCAAACCAUUAGUAAUUACAGAACAAGGUAUGGCGAAUGCGUGGAAAUUAUGGAGUCAAAAGUUUGAAUGGUAUUCUGUCGCAACUAACCUCAUGAAAAAAAGUCCGGAAGUACAAGUUGCCACCUUCAUGACAAUAAUAGGCUCGGAUGCAGCUAAUAUAUAUAAUACCUUCUCACUCACACAGGCAGAAGAAAGAAAUUUAACAGAGAUAAAAACAAAAUUUGAUGCAUGUUUCUCUCCUAAAUCGAACAUAACCUACGAACGGUAUAUCUUCAACAAGAUUGUGCAAAUGGACAACCAGCUCUUUGACGAUUUUCUGACUUCUGUCAUAAAUCAAGGGAAAAAAUGUGACUUCCAGGAAUUGACAAAUAGCCUUUUGAGGGAUAAAAUAGUGGUGGGCAUUUACAGGGAUUCCGUACGUGAACGACUGCUAGCUGAAGAAAAGCUAACCUUUGACCAGGCAGUAAAAAUUUGCAGAGCUGCAGAACUAACUAAACAGCAAUUACUAACGAUGAAGACGGAUAAUGCACCAGCAGUUGAAGCCAUCCGCAUGGACAGAAAUAGAAAAGGAAGGCCUUCAUCAAGAGGAACAGAAAGGAAUCGGUCACCACCGUUUGAGUGUUCCAGGUGCGGCACUUCCCAUCAAAGGAGAUCAUGUCCGGCGUUUGGGAAGUCUUGUAGAAAAUGCGAGAAACCAGGGCUCUUUGCACACAUGUGCAAGUCCAGGCAAGUUACAACACUCACAAGUGUGAAUUCACAAGUAGAAGCAGCAAAACACCGGCCACUUAGAAGACUCGGAGGAAGUGUUUCUAGUGUCAUGUUUGGCCAGGUCCGAAGCAGAGUUUGACUGGAUGGAAACAUUGACCCUACAAAAUAAAUACAAGGUAAACUUCAAGCUAGACACUGGCGCACAGUUGUCGAGAAGGGACACCAAUGUGUACUUGGAAGGAAAACAUGUGAAAGCUUACAGUUUGUUAAACGCAUGGAAGUUGUGGACACAUGUGAUGAAUUAUUUGAGGGUAUAGGGCACUUGAAGGGUUUUGUUUACGAUAUAGACUUAGUAGACCAACCUAACCUCAAAGUACACCCACCUCGGAAAGUACCCUAUCCUAUAAGGGACAAGGUCAAAGAAGAGCUUGACAGUAUGGUAAAUAGCAACAUUAUCACACCCAUUACUGAACCCACCCCGGCAGUCUCGCCCAUGGUUGUUGUACGCAAGGAAGUUCAAGUUAGAAUAUGCAAUGAUCCCUCUGACAUAAACAAAAACCUAAAAAGACGGCAUUUCCCACUUCAGACGCUGGAGGAAAUUGCGACUCGCUUAAAUAAAUCCAAAUACUUUACACUAUUAGAUUGUAGAAAAGGAUUCUGGCAAAAAAAGCAUCAGAAAGGACCUCUAAAUACUUGACCUUUGCAACACCCUGGGGCCGAUAUGCUUGCAAACGCAUGCCGUUUGGCCUAGCCUCAGCUCCAGAGGUAUUUCAGCAAGUAAUGACUCAUCUCUUGCAAGACAUUGAAGGCAGAAUGCUCGAUGGAUGAUAUCCUGAUUCAUGGAAUCCCUUACAACGACCGUGAUAGCCAAACUUAAAGACGCGGGGCUGAAGCUAAAUGCCAGUAAAUGCUGUUUCAAUAGAGAGCAAGUCAAAUUCCUGGGUGACAUCAUAAGCAGCCAAGGACUCUCGCCAGACCCCGAAAAAGUGGAAGCAAUCGAGCAAAUGAAGAAACCCACAACAGUGCAAGAGUUACAGAGAUUUCUUGGCAUGGUGAACUACCGUAUUUACUCGCGUAAAGGCCCCGCCCGCGUAUAAGCCCCCCUCCUUGUUUUGUAAACAUUUUUGAGAAAAAAUUUAAAAACGUGUUUUUCUGGGUUUAUCUGAGGGCAGGGCAGCUUGGCAUGCAUCAAACAACAAGCCAUGUAUUGUGACCGGCGGGAGGUGAUCUUGUAAGCGGCAGUGAUACAGAGACUGGUAUUAUAGUUUGUCCGUUCUCAGUAGGACCGUCGUGAAGCAUGCCAGACGUAAGCAGUUAGUCCUAUCUCAAACGACAUAAAGAUAAAGAAAGCUGGACUCGCGCGCUGUGUUGAUGUGCAGUGUUGUCGGAGAAGAAGAGGGGAAGUGAAGGAGGAAGGGAAGUGGGUCAAGGAUUCUAACACUCCUUUGUCUGGUUGGCUGGCUAGCUGGCAGGAGGGAGGUUAAGCCACGCCUCUGCCUCUCUCCCCUCCUGACACAGCGCUGCCUCUGCCUCUCUCCCCUCCUGACACAGCGCUGCCUCUGCCUCUCCCCCCUGCGGAGUCGUUGCCUCUCUCUCUCCCUCCUGCCGCGUCGCUGCCUCCCCCGCCUUCCUCAUUCGAACAAAGACGCACAACUUGAAAAGAAAAAUCAAUUUUUUCCUCCAAAUUCGCGUAUAGGCCCCCUCCCCUUUUUUGGAGUCAAAAUUUGGGGAAAAAAGGGGGGCCUUUACGCGAGUAAAUACGGUACUUGUCCAAGUUCAUACCAAAGGUGUCAGAAAUAUCGACACCCCUGCGACAGCUCUUGGAGAAAAAUUUCGCUUGGCACUGGGGACAAGAGCAGGAUAAAGCCUUCGACACACUAAAAAUCUGCCUCAAGAAUCCCCCAAAAACCAGUUACCUUAUCAGUAGAUGCAAGCAGCCACUCAGUAGCAUCAGUUCUGAUGCAAGAAGAUCAGCCCAUUGCCUAUGCAUCAAAGGCACUGACAAAGGCUCAGCUAAAUUAUAGCCAAAUGGAAAAGGAAGCCCUGGCCAUAUUAACAGCAUGUAAAAAAUUUCACCAGUAUAUUUGGGGAAACACAAACCUACUAAUUGAGACUGACCAUAAACCUCUGGAGGCCAUUUUCAAAAAGCCACUCCUGGACGCGCCUGCCAGACUGCAAAGGAUCCUGUUCGAGGUAUUGCCAUAUCACCCCACAGUAACGUACAAAAGGGGAGCACAAUUGUACAUAGCCGAUGCAUUAAGCAGAGACUGCCACAACAUUCCAGAAACAGACAGUCAAAACACUUUUGAAAUCCACGUCUUAAUGCCAUUGUCAAAGGAGCGCACUAUGGAGUUGCUAGAAGCCAUUAACAAUUGUGACGAACUAUUCACCUUACGGGCAACUAUACUGAAGGGAUGGCCGUCCAAACAGGAACUCCUACCAGAAUGCCUGCGUAAAUAUUGGACUUAUCGAGAAGAUUUAGCAGUGUACAAGGACAUAAUUUUCAAAGGGAUGCGCACCCUCAUCCCAAGUAGCAUGAAACCACUGGUGCUGUCACAUUUACAUCGUCCACAUAAGAGCAUCCUAGGUACCUUACAGCUCGCACGGGACCAUGUGUUCUGGCCAGGAAUGACGCAGGACAUCACAGAAUUUGUCCUAAAGUGUGCUACCUGCAACCGGUCACAACGGGACCCUCCUCAUGAAUGCCUCAGUGCAGAACUCAUCCCAUCUCGUCCGUGGAUGUACAUGGCAUCGGAUCAAUUUCAGAUAAAGGGUGACAACUUCCUCGUCAUAGCAGAUAGUUAUUCAGGCUACUUUGAUUUUAUACAGUUGCGAUCAACUACGAGUGAUGCAGUUAUCAAAGAAAUGAAACGAUGGUUUGCUCAACAGGGGAUUCCAGACGAACUUAGGACAGAUGGAGGCCCACAGUUCACCUCCUUUGAAUUUGGAAAAUUCCAAAAAGAGUGGAACUUCUCACACCGCAUCUCUAGCCCCCAUUUUCCCCGCUCAAAUGGGUUAGCGGAGCGAUACGUCCAAGCGGCUAAAAAUUUAUUGCGCAAAUGCAGCAUAGACAAGACAGACACAAUGCUUGCCCUCUUGCACCACAGGAAUACCCCUCGAGGAAGGCUUGGCUCUCCAGCCCAAAGCCUCAUGGGCCGCAGGACAAAAAUGCUGCUUCCAAUCAGUGAGAAGUUGCUGCUACCAGCACUAGUAAAAGGUGUUGCAAAUAACCUCAAAUUUUUACGACAAGCGGAAACACAAACGUUCAACAAAAACAAAUCAAAGCCACUUCUCUUUUACCAGAAGACGAAGUUCUUUACCGGGAAGCACACAGGAAUUGGGUUCCUGCAAAAAUUGUUCAACCAGUACCAGAGGCACGCUCGUACAUCAUCGACACACCCACUGGUAGAUAUAGGAGAAACUCGUGGUUAUCAAACCCUCGGGUCCCUCCUCCGUGACUCUCAGCAACCACGUACAUCGGAGAAUGCCGCACAUUCCAGGGGAAAAUAGAAAGGACGAAGAGGAAGUGACACCACACCCAGCGGGCGAAGCAGCACAACCACCCACGUCUGAUAGGACACUCUCAAGGAGCACUUCUCCGAACUUGCUGGGGUUCAAGGAAAACCUCCAGCAUAGGAACCCUGCCACGAACACCAGUUUAGCCAAAGGAACACAAGCAUGGAUACACAUAUCCCUAAGCAGACUCGCAGCGGAAGAUACGUGAUUCCUCCAUCCAAAAUGAACCUGUAAUGUAAAGUAAUACCAGCCUAGGGUACUGUGUAUUUAGAAGUAGAAUUAGUAAUUGUCAGACUGUCAAGAUAGCACUGGAAUAGACUCGUUGGAAAAGGGAGGAUGUCAUGAAUAUAGACCAGUAAUGUCAAGAUGGCCGGCCUAUGUAAACACAGUCAAGUAGUCGCUCGUGUUAUUGUAUGCAUAUUGUAGUCAGUAGUCGAAUAAAUUAAUUGCAAACAAUCUCUCCGAAUUGUCAACGUAUUCAUUUGCUAAUGAAUACAGUUCCCACUGAUCCAACUGGUGCUCCUUUGAGCAUAUGCUGUUUAAAGUUUACCCGUGGAAAAAUGAAAAAUGGUGGAAUACUAUUUCCAACACCAUUGAUGCACGAAAUCAUUGUGAUAUUCUGGCCACGUUCAGCAGAUGUCAUUCCUCCUACUUGCUUUAAACCUUUCUCAGCAAAUACUUUAGGAGGUACAUGAACAGUCGUUAGGCCUGCAGAGCUGCCAACCAUUACGGAUUUUCCGUAAUUAUUACGGAUUUUAACCCCGAAUUACGGAAUUACGGAACAUCGCUGGUUUAUUACGGAAACGAGGCUUUGUGCUGCAUGGUAACGGAGAAAAUUCCGUUUCUGCUGUGCGUGUUUCGUGAACGCAGUUUGAAUACAUAGCUUGGUUGCUCAAAUAACGGAACUAGUAAGUGUGCGCAUGUACGAUGUACUGUCGAAAUAAGUAAAUUAAUUCUCGUGUUUUCAAACAAUAAUGGGAUGGUAUUACGUCCGUUGUACGAUACAACUAGUACAUAUUCUCGGACUUAUCGUUUGAAGGCUACUUACAUCACGAUAAUUUUUGUACGGUACUUUGGCUAACUUGUGUUGUGUUAAUUUAUUUCUUGAAAGCCAUUUUUUUCAUCAUAGUGUUUUUGUCGUGUCUACAGACGUGAAUUUUUUUUUAUGUUUUUUGAUAGUGUUGUGUUCUUCAGUGCCGGUUGUAGAAAUGAAGCGUGUGACAGAAUAAUGUGUAUCUGGGGAAAAAAAAAACACGCAAGUCUUCAGAACUUUCGACUUAAAUAUUCAAAAGAAUGCCCAUGCUUGUCGUUUUCAAAUGUUUGGAACGCCACGGUUUUGUAAUGUAUGCACGUGUGACUUUUCGAUUGCACAUGGUGGAAGGGAUGACUGUAGACGGCAUAUUAAAUCAAAGAAACAUGCAGAACAUUUUAAAGCCGUGACGAGCAAUAAAUCUAUACCUUUGUUUUUUCGCUACAUCUGAAGAAACGAAAGUAACGAACGCAGUUAUUGUUUACAAGUCCUUGUGUUUGUCUUGUUGUUUGUUUACAUGACAUUUCUUAUCCAACCAGGAUAAAAUAAGCAAAUAAAAAGACAGUUGUUUUAAACUUUAACUUUGAAUACUUUGAAUUGAUGAUUCAAAAUAUCCAGUAAAAUUAUUAUUUCUUACAUAUUCAGAUGAUUGUAUUGUUCAAAUAGAUUUUUUUUAUUCAUUAAUUUGCAUUGUAUUCAUAUUUUUUCUUUUGCAUAUCAUUGUCCUUGUUUUAUCUUGUGAGUGUGUUAUAAUGCCCCAGGAAAAAUUUAUCGUGCAUGAUUUACGCGUACUUUUUUCAUAUACCUAAUUGCCAUUACUGAUGGGUGUGAUUUGAGGUUGGCAGCUCUGGGCCUGUCUCAUCAACAUUCCAUAUCUGGUGAGGUUCAAAGUUGUGUUUAUCUAGAACAUCUUGGUAGUUCUUGAAGAACUCCGAGACUGUGGUCCUAUUGAAUGAUAUAGAGCGGAACAAGCUUGUUGAUUCUGGUUUGCGGAGAGAUAACUGUGUAUUGCGCUUCCGAAACAUGCGUAACCAACCCUCACCUGCGAUUUGAUGUUCUUGCCACUCUGGCACAACAUUGUUAUUAUGUUUAGCAUACUGAUAUGCCACUUUCCUGGUCUCUACUGUUGUGAGGCCAUAAUGAAGCUUUGCAGAAAGUAGCAAAUAACUGGCAAGUUCUUUCUCUUCUUCAGAGGAAAACACUUUAUGAACAUCAAACCUAGGUUUGUAUUUGAAUGAUUCAUAGUUUUGCUCCCUACAUUUAACUAUAUAACGAGCUACUGCAGACUUCGCAACACCGUACUUAUCUGCAGAUCUUCUGAUGGUCAAUUUAUUAUCAAGGACAUCAUUCACAGCUGCCUCCAUGACUUCUUUUGAAGGUGUCGGUCUCUUCUUACCACUCUUGCUGCGAGCCAUUAUCCUGAAAUAUAAUAAAGUACAUUUAAUACAUAUAUUUAACAGUUAAAAAUAACAUUUGUAAAUUAUUAACAAUUAAAAGAAAGGAUAAUGUACCUAAGGACACAAAUGAUGAACCAGGGGACGUCCCCAGGUACAUCAGCACUAAGUGUCCCUAGGUACAUAUGUACAUAACUCUUAACCUAAAAAUUAAUAAAAAAAAUUUGGGUAGCUUUGAAAAUAAAACUACUUUUGCUGAAAGCAAACCCAAAUUACAAUUUAACUGUCACCUUAUAAAAUAAAUUAUCACAGCAUUACCAUGUAAAACAAUCAGCUGUUCCUUAUGCCACAAUUCGUCACCAUAUUGAAUAAAUUUAGACUGUAACCAGUAGGCCCAUUGUAACCAACAAUAUACAGUAGGAAAAUUAAAUGUAUUAACUAUCUCUAUACAUGUUUUAGCUAUUGUCCCUAGGUACACAGUGUCCCUAGGUUGAGCACCUUCCCCUAUCACUCAUUUUUAUGUGAAUAGUGUGAUUGAAAAUGUAAAAAAAGAUGUAUAGAUUUAAGAGGUUAGCUUUAUAAGAGUAAUUUAUUUUUGGUAUGCGAACACUGUGAAUUAAAUUGUCAAAAGGACUUAUCGACAGACUUUAUAAGUGUAAUUUAUGUUCAAUUGGAGUGUUUUUUUCUUCUUUCAUUUUAUUCAGGUGGAGAUGAUAAUUAACAUCAUUCCUAAAAAUAAUAAAAAGGCAGAAGCAGAUAAGACGUUUUAUCAAACGCAAGUUGAAUAAACGGCCAAAAGAGGUGCCAAAAAGUGCCAGUGAAUGGAUACGAGAGUACAGGGUGCGUAAAAAGGCAUUUUUUUUUCAUUUGAGAUCCUACCUACAUAUUUACUUUUUUUUAAUUAUUAUAUUUUGUUCAGGUAUCUAUACCUAAUAAACAAGAAGUUUCUCUUCUGUCAUGCAUAGAAUUCACGCACACUUUUUUGUUAUAUCUAGACACACAUUUCUCCACAUACCCGUGCACCGUUGAGAACCAAGCGCUAGAGACCUGCAAGUGAACGGCUACGCAUGUGUCACUGUAGCGUGGUGCACUGAAUAUCAGUAUUACUGUGCUGGCUUACUUAGAACCUACAACAAUCAUUAUGCCAAUCUGUAUUAACAAGAUUAUCAUUAGCUAAUGAAACUGUCGCACAAUCUUCUUGAGCAAGUUUAACUGCUGAGCCAUUAUUUCCUGUCUAAACAUACAGACUCAACAUCUUGAUUUCAUUCUAACAUGUACACAACUGGGGUGAAAUUACAUGAAGAUUCAUAAAUUAUGGUAUAGAGUAUAGUGUAUUUAUAAUUGCAUGUAUGCGAAUGCAUAUGCAUAUUAUUUGGCCAUGGUGAUGGUCAUGAUUUUUACAUUUUAUGUAUAUUUUAAUUGUUUCAUAUACAAUAAUAUCUGAACAAAACCAAUAUUCUAUAUUACUUUGUGGUUUAUAUUUGUUACAUAUGUAAAUCCAGAUGGGGUUAUUUUCUUGUGUCUCAAAACUUUUUCAGUUGUAUUCAUGCCAAGUAAUUAACUGUGACAGUAAACUUAGUUUUAACUGGAUUAACUAAUUUUUGCUUUCAGUUUUUUUUAUUUCUAAACUUUUCAUUACAUUAAUGUGUUAGCAAAUAAACUUUGAUUGAACACAUGUAUGUAUCUUCAUAUUGGUAGUGUUCGUCACAAAAUUUCCAAUUUCAUUGGUUGCCAUUUGUUACAUUUCAAUGCACUAUAGAAUCUGCAGACAGAGAAGCUUAAAUACCUCGCACUUGUGUGAACUGUGUCUGUAUUUUACAUUGUCAUGUCAUUGUGGAAUGGGCCUUAGUAAAACUGUUAACAAUAGUGUUUGGUUGAUUCUGGAUACAGCCCAUUCCACCAAUUUCAAUGCUAUUGAAGGUUUCAGUGUCCAAUGAUUUUGUCAUUGAAGCUGGUCGAUUCUUUCCCAAUAGCACCAUCUGGAAAUUUGAAUAUUUUAUUUUGUUGUUUUCUUUGAUAUGGGCAUCAAACUUGAUUUCAUAAUACUUCAAAUAAGGAUUUUUGUCUGACUAAUCAGGAAAUUUACCAUACAUUGGUUGAUUUGUAUGAUACAGCAUGUCUCAGCCGAUACCACACUAAUCAGCCGAUAGUCCUCUAAUUGGCUGAUACCCCACUAAUACCUUACUAAUUGGGAGAUACCCUACUAAUCGGGAAUACCUUAUUAAUCAGGUAAUAUGAAUUAUUCUGACGAAUAGUCUUUCUGACAGGCAAUUUGUGAAUAAUCAGACUAGUUUCAUUAAUCAGGAUUCUACAUUUGUUUCUUGAUUCAUCAUAGUUUUCAAGUAUUGAUGAAAGUAUCGAGCUGAUUUACUACAAAUCUUCUUUGAUUCAAUAGGAUAUUAGUUGUUAACAGAGCAACAAUGAUUUUUUUUUUUUUUCAUAAAUAUGACCAAAUUUAGUAGUAUCGAGUGUUAUUACAUAAUUUUUUUUUUUGCAUUACAAGUCUCUUAACGAUAGAAUACCACAAUUCUGUUGAUACUUUAACAAGUAUUUACCCUAUUUUCAAUUCUGCAAUAAAUUACAAUAUUGUCACAGUAUAGAAAUACAGAACAUAUAUGUAUGUGAAAUUAUAAUGACAAGUCUUCUUCAGUUGUUCAUUAAUUGAAAUAGUAGUAAGUUAACAAAAAAUAUUAUUUAUUACUCAUCACAAAUGUAAAUAACAAUAGGUUUAUGUUUCUGAGUAUGCAAAUCAGAUUAGUAUGACCAGUAUAGAAUUGGACAGUAUCUGAAUCAAAAUCAAAUACCAAUUAUGAGAAUGAAAACUGUAAUUUAAAUGACCAUUUUUUUUUUGGAAUUGACCCAAAACGUUUUCAGAACAACUGCAGUAUUUAAGUAAAAAUUAUAAUGUUUUGAGACUGGAAAAUGCUUUGGAACACUAAUCUCAUUUAUGAAAAGUGGAUAGAUCACAUACAAUGAAACAUCAUUAACAGAGUCUUUAAGUUAUUCUGAUGUAUGAAAUAUUUUUUUUAUUAUUCUUGUCUUGUGAUAGUACUAAUGGAACCUCUUUACAAAGCUCCUUACUUUAAAGAAUUUCUCACAAUCAAGUAUAUAUUCUCAGAUUCCUGUAAGAUGCUUUAUAUUUAGUAAUAGUUCAACAUUAAGUAUUUUAAUUACAAAAUGCUAAAAUUGUUAUAAAACUAUGUCAUGUUAAGCCAAGGACACAUAUAUUUCUUGUCUAGAAAAUUGUAAAAAUAAACCUUAACUUUUUCUUCAUAAUGAGGCUAAAAAUAAAUUUAUUUUUGUUACAGUAAAUUUUUAAAAUAAAUUUGUUUAAAAUAUAGCUUUCCUUAUCUUGUAACAACUAAAGUUGCCAACAUGGUCAUGACAAUUUAUAUUAAGCUUAUAAUGAAACUUGAAAUACAACAUGAAAGUUGAGAAUUAUGGACAUUUUGAAAUGUGGAUUCAAAAUAUACUUGUGUAUAAUCAACUGAAUUAUAUUUUACGAUACAAAUGUAAAGUCUGCUGAACAAAAAACACUGGAACAUAAGUCUUCCGAUGAGUUGAAUGCCAUAACUAUGCCAAACGUAAUAGGGGUUGUAAACACUUAAUAAAUGAUUAGAUAAAAAAUAUUAAUUAGCAAUAUGAGGAUUUUCUUUGAAGUUCAGCACCCUUUCUACGUUGGGAUAUUCAGCAAAUUUAUGCUAAAACCAAUGUAGCUUGACUUGAAAAGAAUAUAUUUAUCAUAAAAUUCCAUUUUUAGCCUUGAGAAAUGUUGCUCCAAAGGGGAAAAAAAUAUGUAUUUUGGUAAUGGAUACUGGAAGCUGAAUGAACUUGUAAUGUGCUAGGAAAAUCUGUAAUAAAGCACAGUGAUGUGAACGUGAAUGCAAA